AUGGUAUUUCGUAUUCCAGUAACAAUUCAUAGUAUACCAGAAAAAUUUCUUAUUGUAUGUGAAACUGGUAAUGAAACUAUACAAUGGUUAUGUGAAACUGCUUACAGCAGAUAUAUUGACAGAUGUAAUAAUAAGAUACCAUUCAGCGAUUUUGUGGCUCGACGUAGUUCUGAUCGAAGUCUAAUAUCAAUGAAUGAUUGUGUUCAACAUGUAUUAAAAGAUGAUGAACCAGUAGAAAUUGAUACUGUUAAACGACUGGAUGAUGAUGGUUCAUUUAGUGUAGCUACAGAUGAAAACCGACAUGUUGUUAUACUUGAUGGAUAUCAUUUAAAAUGUAGUGAUUUGAUUCGUCUUAGUACUGGUGAUUAUAAAAUUGAAUUGCCAGAAGCAACAUGGAAUUUAAUUCAUAAAGCACGACAAGUUGUUGAUUAUAUUAUUGAUAAUAAAAAAGUUGUAUAUGGUGUGAAUACAGGUUUUGGUGCGUUUGCCAAUGAAAUUAUUCCUAAUGAGAAACUUGCAGAUUUACAAACUCGAUUGAUUGUUUCGCAUUGUGCGGGUGUUGGUGAACCAUUGAGUAUUGAACGAGCUCGAAUGAUGUUUGCAUUAAGAAUAAAUAUUCUUGCUAAAGGAUAUUCAGGCAUUUCGGAGGACACAUUACAUAGAAUUAUUGCUGCAUUUAAUAAAUCAUGUAUACCAGAAAUUCCAUCACAAGGUACCGUAGGAGCUUCAGGUGAUCUGGCACCACUAGCACAUUUAGCUGCAGGUUUAAUGGGUGUAGGACGUAUGUGGUCACCCAAAACGGGUUGGGCAACUGCAAGUGAGGUUUUAGCACAGAAUGACUUGGAGGUUAUCGAAUAUAAGCCAAAAGAAGGUUUAACAAUGAUCAAUGGAACACAAUUUAUUACAUCAUUAGGAGCAGAAGGUGUUGAACGAGCAAUAUCAUUAGCUCGUCAAGCAGAUGUAAUCGCAGCUAUGAGUACUGAAGCAUUACGUGGUACUGUUCGACAUUUACAUCCUCGUCUUCAUGCAUCUCGACCUCAUCAUGGACAAAAUCUUGUAGCACAACGAUUACGUGCAUUACUAACUUCUAAAUUCCAUCCAUCAAGUAUUUCGGACAGUCAUCAUAAUUGUGGUAAAGUUCAAGAUGCGUAUUCAAUUCGAUGUAUUCCACAGGUCCACGGAAUUUCUUGGGAUAUAAUUAAAUUUGCUCAAAAAGUAAUAACAACUGAAAUGAAUAGUGCCACUGAUAAUCCAUUGGUAUUUACUGAUACUCAAGAAGUUGUGUCCGGUGGCAAUUUCCACGGAGAAUAUCCUGCUAAAGCUUUAGAUUGUUUAGCAAUUGGUAUACAUGAAAUUGGUAGUUUAAGUGCAUGUCGAAUGGAACGACUUGUUAAUCAUGGAAUGAGUGGUUUACCAGCUUUUUUAACACUUGAAGGAGGUCUUAAUUCAGGCUUUAUGAUUGCACAUUGUACUGCUGCAGCAUUGGUUUCUGAAAAUAAAGUUUUAUGUCAUCCAUCAUCAGUCGAUACUAUUUCAACAAGUGCUGGUCAAGAAGAUCAUGUUUCUAUGGGUGGAUGGUCAGCUAGAAAAGCAUUAAAAGUUAUAGAUAAUGUUGAAAUUAUAAUGGCUAUUGAAUUACUUAUGGCUUGCCAAGCAAUUGAUUUAUUGGCACCUUUAAAAUCUACACCUCCAUUACAGGCUAUACAUGAUUUAGUUCGAGAAAAAAUAGAUUCUUGGGAGAAAGAUCGAUUUAUGGCUCAUGAUAUUAAAGAAGCUACUGAUAUUAUCAAAUCUGGUAUUAUUUGGGAAAAAGCAGAAUCUUAUAUACAAGAAUAUUUAAACUGGUAUCAUACGAAAAAAGAUGGAGAACCAUUACCAAAGCAAGACGUACAUCAACCAGAAUGUAUUCAUUGA
Molecule: messenger RNA, 1914 nt
Organism: Adineta steineri
Lineage: Eukaryota; Metazoa; Rotifera; Eurotatoria; Adinetida; Adinetidae
Source: the annotation of a GenBank genome assembly